This is a messenger RNA of Penicillium verhagenii, 1368 nucleotides long. Its product is annotated as CaiB/BaiF CoA transferase family protein. Gene Ontology annotation, molecular function: catalytic activity. The transcript has 4 exons. Bases 1 to 1368 code for a protein of 455 amino acids. Lineage: Eukaryota; Fungi; Ascomycota; Eurotiomycetes; Eurotiales; Aspergillaceae. The record is from RefSeq and is a predicted model, not a curated record.
AUGUUCUCCUGUUCAUUAGCACGCACGGCUGCUCUGAGGGCAGCUCCGUUGCUUGCCCGCCCAAACUCACGAUGCCUCCUUCGUCGAAUCGCUACGGGGACUCAAGCAGCCGAUACUAGGAAGCUACCACUUGCAGGCGUGCGAGUGUUGGAUAUGAGCCGGGUGCUUGCAGGGCAGAGAUCAUCAAAAUUGAACACCCCAUCCGAGGUGACGAUACCCGUGCCUGGGGCCCACCCUUUGCAGCUUAUACGGACGGUCGAGCUGGCAAUGGUGAAAGUGCAUAUUACCUUUCGGUAUGUAUCUAGUCAAUCCGUUAGCUCGGAACAGCAGAAUUCAGAGCAGCCAACUGAGCUUCGUCAGGUCAACCGCAACAAAAAGUCCCUCGGUCUUUCUUUCGCACACCCCGAAGGUGUCGAAAUCCUUCAUCAACUCGCACGAGACUGCGACGUGGUAGUGGAAAACUACCUCCCAGGUUCUCUGAAGAAGUAUAACCUCGACUAUGAGUCUUUGCGCCAGAUUAAUCCUCGCCUCAUCUAUACCAGUAUCACGGGGUAUGGGCAGACAGGUCCUUACAGUAACCGACCCGGUUUCGAUGUGAUGGUCGAGGCCGAAUUUGGCUUGAUGCACCUGACCGGUACUCGAGAUGGGCCACCUGUGAAGGUUGGGGUAGCUGUUACCGAUUUGACAACGGGGCUGUAUGCGUGUAAUUCCAUCAUGGCGGCCUUGAUUGCACGGGCGACUAACGGCGAAGGACAGCACCUGGAUGUCUGUUUGAGUGAUUGCCAGGUGGCGACGCUUGCUAAUAUGGGAGAGUCGGUGCUUAUUAGCGGGAAGAAAGACUCUGGGAGAUGGGGAACUGCACACCCUUCUGUGGUUCCAUAUCAAGCAUUCAAGACUUCUGACACCGAUAUCUUUGUCGGGGGCGCCAAUGACCGGUUAUUCGGGAUCCUGUGUGAUAAGCUUGGAAAGCCGGAGUGGAAGACUGAUUCUCGAUUCGCUACCAACAGUGAUCGCGUCAACAAUCGAGAAGAUCUCGAGCCGCUGAUUGAAGGCGAGUUGAUGAAGGAAACAACAGGGGUAUGGCAGAAUAGGUUCGAAGGAAGCGGGCUGCCCUUUGCGGUUGUCAAUGACAUUCAGGGAACUAUGAACCAUGAGCAUGUGAUUGCGCGUGGAAUGGUUCAAUCUAUUGAUCAUCCGGCCUGUGGGUCGAUCAAGGUCAUUAGCCCUCCCGUUAAAUACUCGAAUGCUGAGCCUAGUAUUCGAAGCCCGCCCCCACUUCUUGGAGAACAUACCGAGGAGCUGUUGAAAGAUAUUGGACUUGAUACCGUGCGGAUUGAGGAGUUGAAAAAGAAGGGUGUAGUUGCAUAG